Messenger RNA from Lynx canadensis (Canada lynx), 1459 nucleotides. RefSeq names its product syncoilin, intermediate filament protein (gene SYNC). The coding region runs from base 1 to 1407 and encodes 468 amino acids. The transcript has 5 exons. Gene Ontology annotation, cellular component: cytosol; neuromuscular junction; intermediate filament. The record is from RefSeq and is a predicted model, not a curated record. Gene Ontology annotation, biological process: intermediate filament-based process. NCBI's taxonomy places the organism in Eukaryota, Metazoa, Chordata, Mammalia, Carnivora, Felidae.
AUGGCCAGCCCGGAGCCCCGGCUCGAGGGGGACGGCGCCGCCCAGGCCGCGAGAGAAACAAGAACGGAAGCCAGUUCUUCUCUCAAAGAGAACUCUGAAUCCCCGCGUGAGGUGGGGACUUUGAACCCAGAAGUUACUCUGUCUUUGGAGGGGACCUUGAACUUAGAGGACAUUCUCUACCUGGGGGACACAGGUGACCUCGAUGAGACACUCUACGUGGAAGAGACGGAGAAGCCUGAGGAGGCACUGUAUAUCGAGGAGACCAGGCAACCAGGGGAGGCCCUGGAGAUGGACGAGCCUAUGAAGCCAGAGGAGAUACUAUAUGUGGACGAGCCCACGCAGCCAGAAAAGACCGCAAGCCCAGAGCAGACCGGUUCCGGGGGAGAGACGGUCACGAGCGAGGAGAAACCCAGCCCUGAGGAGAGCCUCCAAGCCGGGCCUGGUCCCAGCACAGACAGCCUGAGCAUAGAGGACCUGGAAUUGCUAGAGGAGCGUUUCCAGCAAUGUGUCCAAGCUGUGGCCCAGCUGGAAGAGGAGAGGGAUCAGCUCAUCCACGAGCUGGUGUUGCUCCGGGAACCAGCCCUGCAGGAGGUGCAGCAGGUCCAUCAGGACAUCCUGGCCGCCUACAAACUGCACGCCCAAGCAGAGCUGGAGAGGGACGGGCUGAGGGAGGAGAUCCGGCUGGUCAAGCAGAAGCUGUUCAAGGUGACGAAGGAAUGCGUGGCCUGCCAAUACCAGCUCGAGUGCCGCCGGCAGGACGUGGCCCAGUUUGCCGAUCUCCGGGAAGCGCUGACCACACGGGCAGCCCAGCUCUCGGAGGAACUGGCCCAGCUCCGGGACGCCUAUCAGAAGCAGAAGGAGCAGUUACGGCAACAACUAGAAGCACCUCCCAGCCAGAGGGACGGGCACUUUCUCCAGGAGAGCCGGCGGCUCUCUGCCCAGUUUGAGAACCUCAUGGCAGAGAGCCGCCAAGGCCUGGAGGAAGAGUAUGAGCCUCAGCUGCUGCGGCUCCUGGAGAGGAAAGAAGCUGCGGCCAAAGCGCUGCAGAAAACCCAGGCCGAGAUCCAGGGGAUGAAGGAGGCUCUGAGACCCCUGCAAGCAGAGGCCCGGCAGCUCCAGCUGCAGAACAGGAACCUGGAGGACCAGAUCUUGCUCGUGAGGCAGAAACGAGAUGAGGAGGUGCAGCAGUACAGGGAACAGCUGGAGGAAAUGGAAGAACGACAAAGGCGGUUAAGGAAUGGGGUACAACUCCAGCAACAGAAGAACAAAGAGAUAGAGCAGCUAAGGAUCAGCCUCGCCGAAGAGCUCUCAACUUAUAAGGCUAUGCUAUCCAAGAGCCUGGGACAGGCUAACGCUCCCACUUCUCAGACAGGUGGAAUCGAGACACAGUCUCAAGGGGCUGUUUAGAAACAUAUGGCCAAAUCUGCAAUCCAGAAACAGCAACACAAAACUUCUUAGC